CUUUGACAAGCUUCUUGUAGCUGCUCGAUGACGCGAUUCUGUCGCCAAGAAGGCUUCUCCAUGUACUUUUCAACCUGGUUUCUUAUAUACACCGCCAUAUAAAACCCCAUAUUACCUCCAUACCAGCAUACCUAAGGUACUAGCUUAUCUGCCACUUGCAACUCACUACAUCUACAAACCCAUUCUCCACCCAUUCACCGAAACCAUGUCCGGAACCAAAACAAACAAAACCCUCAUCUUCAAGUCCAUCCCCAAUGGCUUCCCCGUACCCGGGCAAGACCUAGCCAUCGAAUCCCUCCCCUUCGACCCCGCCUCCCCACCUCCCUCAGGCGGCAUCACCCUUGAGCUGCUCUACUCAGCCCUAGACCCCUACCUACGGGUCCGCAUGCGCCACCCAUGGAUCAAAUCCUACCUUCCCGCCUUCGAGGUUGGCAGCCCCAUCAUCAACCACGCCGUCGCGCGCAUCCUCCAGUCCGACUCGCCCAACUAUGCCUCAGGCGACCUCGUCAUUGCCCUGCUGCCCAUCGCCGAGUACGCGGUCCUCGACAAGGAGGGGCUGCAGUGGGUCAUUUCCAAGGUGCAUAAUCCGUAUAGCCUCAAGGACUUGGGACUUUUUCUCGGGCCCUUGGGCAUGCCUGGUCUCACGGGGUGGAGCUCGCUGUAUGAGAUUGGCAAGCCCAAAAAGGGGGAGACCAUCUUCAUCAGCUCGGCUGCGGGGGCCGUGGCGCAGAUUGUGGGACAACUUGCCAAGCGGGAGGGGCUGAGGGUGAUUGGAUCGGUGGGGAGUGAUGAGAAGUUGGAGUUUAUUUUGAAGGAGCUGGGGUUUGAUGGGGGGUUUAAUUACAAGAAGGAGAAGCCAUUGGAGGCGUUGGGGAGGUUGGCACCGGAUGGGAUAGAUAUCUACUAUGAGAAUGUAGGUGGAGAGCAGUUGGAGGCGGCGUUGGAGAAGAUGAACGAUUGGGGAAGGGUUGUAGGCUGUGGCAUGAUCUCGGAAUACAGCACUCCCGUGGAGCAGCGGCAUGGCGUGAAGAACCUAUUCCUUAUCAUCGAAAGACGCAUCACGAUGCGCGGCUUCAUUGUCUUUGACAAGGGCUUUGGGCCGGAUUAUGCCCAGGACCAUCAGGAGAAGAUGCAGAAGUGGCUCGCUGAGGGCUCCUACACUGCAAAGUUGGAUGUCACAGAGGGCAUUGAUAAUGCGGUUGAUGCUCUGCUCGGUAUCUUCCACGGUAAGAACUUUGGAAAGGCUAUCCUGAGGAUUAAGGGGGAGUAGGAGCUUGGAGAACGGCGUGGUUGAGACUGUUCGUCUCUUUUGUCGUUGCUGCAUUGUUAACCGUGCAGGUAGAGUUUGCUUUGUGGUCUACUAGUCGUGAUGCCCAAUACCUCUUUUCAAGCCAUAAGGCGUGUAAUACGAGUCUACAUGCCUUUGCCAUAUAGAUUCCAUAUCUGCUUGCCUUCAGGGCCAGGUAAUGUGCCCAG
Canariomyces notabilis is the source of this 1476-nucleotide messenger RNA. RefSeq names its product NAD(P)-binding protein. Gene Ontology annotation, molecular function: oxidoreductase activity, acting on the CH-CH group of donors, NAD or NADP as acceptor. The transcript is spliced from 2 exons. NCBI's taxonomy places the organism in Eukaryota, Fungi, Ascomycota, Sordariomycetes, Sordariales, Chaetomiaceae. The record is from RefSeq and is a predicted model, not a curated record. Bases 206 to 1270 code for a protein of 354 amino acids.